CAUGAUCCUCCCGCCUCGGCCUCCCCAAAGUGCUGAGAUUGCAGGUGUGAGCCGCCACACCCGGCCGUGGUAACUAAUUUUUCAGACUUUGGCAGGAGAAUGAUAAUGACAUUGUGUUGUAAAACUGAAAUUUUAACUACAAAUGAAAACCCCAAGUGUUUGGAGAUGUAAUUUUUAUUUUUCAGAUAAAACUCAUCAGUGCUUUGAAACAAGCAGCUCUGAACCAAAGGAAUCAUUUGAUUCAAGUAACCAUUGGAUCUUCCCAAGGCAAUGGUGAAAGAAAAGAAAAAAGCAGACAAAAGAGGGGACAAGUCGGCCCGCUCUCCCUCAUCUCUCUCUGAUAAUCUAGACUUUUCCAAACAAGAUGGCAACACCACUAGGCAAGAGAUGUCCCCAGCUGGCGUCCCGUUGCUGGGAAUGCAGCUUAACGAAGUGAAACCCAAAAAAGACCCCCGAAACGUUCAGCAGAAUGAAGAUGCCACCCAAUACGAAGAGUCCAUUCUGACCAAACUCAUCGUGGAAAGCUAUGAAGGGGAGAAAGUUCGUGGGCUGUAUGAGGGAAAAGGCUUCGCAGUCUUUCAAGGCGGUUGUACCUAUCGUGGUAUGUUUUCAGAAGGACUCAUGCAUGGACAAGGGACUUAUAUUUGGGCCGAUGGAUUAAAAUACGAGGUGAGGCAUAUAACCAGUUAUAGUUCUAAACUGGAGUUCGGGUUCCUGGAAGAGGACCCGACGCUGCUGUGUGGUGUGCAGGGCUCCAUUUAUUACAAUCAAGAGGGUACGUGUUGGUACGAGGGAGACUGGGUGCAAAACAUCAAAAAGGGCUGGGGAAUAAGAUGGGGGAUUCGGGUAAAGAGAGAAACUGCUUUGCGCAUGUCUCAUGGCCGUCUGCUUUCUUUCCAGAAUGGCUUUGGAACACACACGUGGUUUCUAAAGAGAAUCCCCAGUUCCCAGUAUCCCUUGAGAAAUGAAUACAUAGGGGAGUUCGUAAACGGACAUCGUCAUGGACGUGGCAAGUUUUAUUACGCCAGUGGAGCCGUGUAUGACGGAGAAUGGGUUUCCAACAAGAAACAUGGCACGGGCCGAUUAACUUUCAAGAACGGGCGUGUGUACGAAGGCACAUUCUCCAAUGACCACAUAGCUGGGUUUCCAGAUCUUGAAGGUGAAUUCAUCAGCUGCCUGGACCUGUCUUCAGGAGUUGCCCAAAGAUUGUCCAGGAGUGCCGAACUGAUCAGAAAGCUUGAUGGCAGUGAAAGUCAUUCUGUGUUGGGGUCGAGCAUCGAGCUGGAUCUAAAUUUGCUCCUGGACAUGUACCCUGAGGCAGCCCGACCUGAAGAAAAGAAGCAGGUAGAAUAUGCUGUGUUAAGAAAUAUUACAGAAUUAAGAAGAAUCUACAGCUUUUAUAGCAGCCUGGGAUGCGACCACUCUCUGGAUAAUACCUUUCUGAUGACAAAGCUUCACUUCUGGAGAUUUCUAAAAGAUUGCAAAUUUCAUCACCACAGACUAACUCUUGCUGAUAUGGACAGGAUAUUAAAUGCCAACAAUGACAUACCAGUUGAAGAAAUUCAUUCUCCAUUUACAACAAUACUUCUGAGAACAUUUUUGAAUCACCUCCUGCGUUUGGCGUACCACAUUUAUCACGAAGAAUUCCAAAAGAGAAGCCCAUCGCUUUUCUUGUGUUUUACAAAACUGAUGACUGAGAAUAUUCAUCCAAAUGCCUGCCAGAUAAAAGGUAAAUACAAAACCAACAGGAUUCUAUUUACUGACUUUAAAAUGAUAAAUAAAGAAUUAACAGCAGCUAUAUUUAUGGAGGUCAUAGCAGAGGAUAAUCCUUUCAUAUAUGAUGGAACUGACAGCAACUUU
Cercocebus atys (sooty mangabey) is the source of this 1860-nucleotide messenger RNA. Its product is annotated as radial spoke head 10 homolog B2-like. The annotation marks the transcript as partial. The transcript has 12 exons. The record is from RefSeq and is a predicted model, not a curated record. NCBI's taxonomy places the organism in Eukaryota, Metazoa, Chordata, Mammalia, Primates, Cercopithecidae.